UUGAAAAAACAAGCUAGACAAAAUAAAAAAGUAAACAAAAAAAAACUUAAAAUUAAAAUUGUUAAAAAUUCAUAAAAUUAACAUGUUAUCGAGCAAUGUAAUUGGGAAUUAUAAAUUUGUGCUAUUUGUAGAUAACUAUGGUAUAGAACCAAAUUGGAAGAUAAUCUUGAAGAAGCUGUUAGAGGAACAAAACCAAAUUUACAAAUUUUACGAUGAAUUUGAGGAUUGUUUGGAAAAAAGCAGCAUUAUAAUAUCACUGUCAGAGCUGGAAUUAAAGUCUACUGAUAAUGUUUAUGAAAACAUAUUUAGAAAAAUUCAAGAGCUCAAAUCCAGUGAUAAUGUGUUGCAAAUUUUCGGAUGGAUUUGCAUUAAGAAUGUUCAGAAUAAGAUUCUUGUUCCAUUUCUGGAGCAUAUGAGUAAUUUAAUAGUUACAAUUAACGAUAGUGAGCACAUGACAAUUGUUUCAAAGAAUAAAUCUGGAAGUAUGAAAUCAAAAGAUUUUAUUCAUGAGUUGAGUUUGGGAAAAACUUCGGUUCAGGAAUCUAAAAAAGAGAAUAUUCAAUCGAUAGUACUGGAAAUGAAUGUCAAUAAUUUAGGAACCUUCAAAAUAGGUCAAAAAGCAGACGAGCUUGCAGCGAAGAGGAAUCUAAAACUUCCAUUUGAAAUAAUUGAUCUUCCAAAUAAAACAUCAGAGGGAAAAAUAAUUUAUACACCAGACAGUACAGAUGAUUUUGACGAAGAGGACGAUCCAGAUAAUGAUUUACAAUUUUAAACUUUCUGUCAUUGAGUCAUCAAUAAUAUUAAUAAAAGUCGUUUUUAUAGGCUUUAUUCAGUUCAGAAAAAAAAGAAACAGUAUAAAUAAAUGAAAUAAGUAUGUUGGACUACUAAAGAAUUUAUAAAUCCAGAACAUGCAUUUCAGUCUGAAAGUCUUUUACUGAUUUUUUACCAUACUGAAUUUUAAAAGUAAAAAAUUUCAAAGAACAAUAAUAGCUGAAUGAACUCCGAAAAAAAAUAGUUGCCAUUUAACUGGAAGUAUUUAUCACAAGAUGUUCAAUUGAUGUUAAAUGUUUGUAAUGCGUUAAAAAUGUAGAUAUGAAUAUUGUAACACUUGAAUUAAAUUCAUGUUCAUAUUUAACAUGAAUUGUAUUUAUCGCUAUGAUGACGAACCAUCAAAAUUUCCAUAAUCUGUUAAUAAUUCACUUUUGGGGUCAGGAGACAUGGAACUCCAAAGUGAUUUUUUGCAUUCAUUAAAUUUAACAAUAUUCUUUGAUGUUAGAUAACUUGGGCCAAAAUUACCCAAAUAUGUUCCUAUUAUAUCCCUAAUAUUUUUCUGAUUGUACGAUAUGCACGUGUCUUUUAUCAAAUAAAAAUUUGCUAUCAACUUAUCUAAGUGAUGACUUGAAUUUAAAUCUUUGGUCAUUGUGUUAUUGAAACUCGGAAUUACGAGAAAUUUGGUGAGUCCAAUGAGUGACUUUUUCUGCAAAAUUUUGACUGUCCAAAUACCGCUCAUUAAGGGAUGCUUUAAAUUAGAUUUGGAAAAAUUAAUUGAUGUUACUGUGAUGUCUUCUAUAGUCAUUUCUCCUAUAUCCUCAACUUUAUCAUCAGGAUUUGUCCAAACGACAUUCAAUGUGAUUGUAGAGUUUUCAACUUGUGAUGUACUUGAUAGUUUCAUAAUUAAACAAGGCUCUGAAUAUUGAGAGAUAAUUCUCGGAAAAUUUCUUGACAUUUGUUCCUAGACAGAUUUAUGUUAAAAUAUUUUAAACCACUAUAAUAUAAACUAAAUUACCUUUUGAUCAAAAUCGGUGCUAACAUCUAAUUGCAUAAUCUUUUUUGCUAUUUUGUUUGAUUUUGAAACCUGCGCGUGUUGAUUAUUUGUACGGCACCAUGUUUCAACUUCUAAAGUAAUAUUUUCAUUAAAUCUCGCUUCAUGCCUUAUAAGAAAUCCUUUGUAGACAUCUAAGUCAAAAUAGUCAAUAAUCUCAAGUACUUUUCCAGGCUCAUAAAAUUGUUGAAAUGAAUUAGAUUUUGAAUUGAUACGUAUUAAACUACUUCCAAGAACUAAAAGUGCUUGAUUCGACGAGGAACUUUUAUCUUUAUGAUGAUAAAGACUUUGCCAAUAGCUAUUUAAAUUUAAGUAGCCAUCAGUAUAUGGUCCAAAAAGCCAUUCCUCUAA
This is a messenger RNA of Chironomus riparius, 2173 nucleotides long. The record is from the annotation of a GenBank genome assembly. NCBI's taxonomy places the organism in Eukaryota, Metazoa, Arthropoda, Insecta, Diptera, Chironomidae.